AUGGCCGACCAAGUUCAGGACAACCAGAUGGAGGGCGUUGAGCAGCCCCUCGACAAGGGCAAGGGCAAGGCCAGUGAUCCCCAGGUUGAGGAGUCUGCCGAUGACGACUCCAGCGACGAGUCUGGCGUUGAGGAUCAGGCUCCCGUUGAGGUCGAGGAUGAUGACAACAUGGAGGAGAUCGAUACCAGCAACAUCGUCGGAAGCCGUACCCGUGGCAAGAACAUCGACUUUGCCAAAGCCAACCAGGAGCUCGGCGAGGACGAGGACGAGGAAGAUGAUGAGGACUACGAAGGCGAGGACGCCAUGGAGGAGUAA
Aaosphaeria arxii CBS 175.79 is the source of this 315-nucleotide messenger RNA. RefSeq lists its product as uncharacterized. The record is from RefSeq and is a predicted model, not a curated record. Lineage: Eukaryota; Fungi; Ascomycota; Dothideomycetes; Pleosporales. The transcript has 3 exons. The coding region runs from base 1 to 315 and encodes 104 amino acids.